Molecule: messenger RNA, 519 nt
Organism: Colletotrichum destructivum
Lineage: Eukaryota; Fungi; Ascomycota; Sordariomycetes; Glomerellales; Glomerellaceae
Exons: 1
Coding region: 1-519 (172 amino acids)
Source: RefSeq, a predicted model, not a curated record
AUGCAUCGUACGCUACCCACGGCGCGCGGCUUCACCUACACCACCAAGCCAUCACGAUAUUCCGUUUGCGGAUGGUUUCAAGAGUCCAACGUCGAGGCGGAGUCGCGGAACCUCAACGGAAACAAGCCGCCCUCUCUUACGCCCGAUGUGAUUUUCUCCGUAACAACGGCAAUCUCUCCGAGACGUUCCUCCGGCUGCCUCUCUUCCUCCCCAUCGCCCUUGGUUUCUUUUACCCUCAUCCUUCAGCGGCCGACAGUCGCCUCCUCACCCGUCGGCCCUCAACCGCUUUCCUCUCCGUUUGCGUCGACGGUUUAUGGCGCGGAACAGAGAAAUUCGUUGUCCCUGCUGAAACGAAGACUCUGCGACCUGACGAAGGGAUCUAUUGGUGUUCUCGACGAGAGCAUUGUUCGGACCUACCGAGUCCCUCCCUCCAAUGAGAGGUGGGAACCUCAUACAAGCAUUCUGCUGCCAUCCUCACCUUCGCCACACACGAGAACCUGCGAGAUUGUACGCCCGUAA